CGCCCACUUGGCCCAGCCCGCGAGAGCUCGGAGCGCGGCGAGGCGGCGGGAGUGGCGGCCCAGUUGGUUCUGCGGGGAAGUCAAGAUGACCGGCUCUAACGAGUUCAAGCUGAACCAGCCGCCCGAGGACGGCAUCUCCUCGGUCAAGUUCAGCCCCAACACCUCGCAGUUCCUGCUCGUGUCGUCCUGGGACACGUCGGUGCGGCUCUACGACGUGCCGGCCAACUCGCUGCGGCUCAAGUACCAGCACUCGGGCGCCGUCCUGGACUGCGCCUUCUACGACCCAACACAUGCCUGGAGUGGGGGAUUAGAUAAUCAAUUGAAAAUGCACGAUUUGAACACGGAUCAAGAAAACCUUGUGGGAACCCACGAUGCCCCGAUCAGAUGUGUUGAGUACUGCCCGGAGGUAAACGUGAUGGUCACUGGGAGCUGGGACCAGACCGUGAAGCUGUGGGACCCCAGGACGCCCUGUAACGCCGGCACCUUCUCUCAGCCUGAAAAGGUGUACACCCUCUCGGUGUCCGGAGACAGGCUGAUCGUGGGCACGGCGGGCCGCCGGGUGCUGGUGUGGGACCUGCGCAACAUGGGCUACGUGCAGCAGCGCCGCGAGUCCAGCCUCAAGUACCAGACGCGCUGCAUCCGGGCGUUUCCCAACAAGCAGGGUUAUGUGUUGAGCUCUAUUGAAGGCCGAGUGGCGGUUGAGUACUUGGACCCCAGCCCUGAGGUGCAGAAGAAGAAGUAUGCCUUCAAGUGUCACCGGCUGAAGGAGAAUAACAUUGAGCACAUUUACCCGGUCAAUGCCAUCUCCUUCCACAACAUCCACAACACGUUCGCCACAGGUGGUUCUGAUGGGUUUGUAAAUAUUUGGGAUCCGUUUAAUAAAAAGCGGCUGUGCCAGUUCCAUCGGUACCCCACCAGCAUCGCGUCGCUGGCCUUCAGCAAUGAUGGGACCACGCUUGCAAUAGCAUCAUCAUACAUGUAUGAGAUGGACGACACGGAGCAUCCCGAAGAUGGUAUCUUCAUUCGCCAAGUGACAGAUGCAGAAACAAAACCCAAGUCCACCUAGCCGCCUGGCACGUGGCCUCCCUCCGGUGGAAGGAAGGCCUGCUUUCCCGCCGGCGCUCUGUGGCGUGGGCUGCCCCGCGGGGAGUGCGGUGCCCUGUCGGCCGCUCGCCUGCCCUCGGGCCUGGGCCGGAGUCUCGUCCCGGCCUCUCCACAGGCCCCGGCGCUUCUUCUGAGCAGCUUGAGCUCUUGUUGUAAAGUAACCUGAACCUGCUGUGUCGCUGUCCAAUAAAGCCGAGGCAGACCCCCCCCCGUCCUGGGUGGUGG
Molecule: messenger RNA, 1329 nt
Organism: Eptesicus fuscus (big brown bat)
Lineage: Eukaryota; Metazoa; Chordata; Mammalia; Chiroptera; Vespertilionidae
Gene: BUB3
Product: BUB3 mitotic checkpoint protein
Exons: 8
Coding region: 86-1066 (326 amino acids)
Biological process (GO): mitotic spindle assembly checkpoint signaling
Cellular component (GO): mitotic checkpoint complex; bub1-bub3 complex; kinetochore
Molecular function (GO): ubiquitin binding
Source: RefSeq, a predicted model, not a curated record